CCCCUGUAGACGAGCAGAAGCGAGCAGAGUGAGGUGAAGGAGCAGAACUCACUGUCACUGACGCGCAACCGUGCGCUCGGUCACUGCACGCGCUCUCCAGGACACGCGCGUAGCUCAUGGAGCGCACACAUGACGGACUGCUCCACGGAAUAAAGAGCGAGUGCGAGACCACCAUGCGCCUGGAGGAACCGCGCGGUCUGCCAUGCUGAGCAUCUCCAUCACUCUCCUGCUGGCUCUGAGCGCUCCCGGCCGCUGCGCACACAGCUGGAGCGACGAGGACCUCCUGCUGCCGCCCGUCAACUCCUCCGGGAGGUUCGUGGCCAGUCUGGAAGUGGAUGUGGGCUACUCGAAGAGAUCCGUGGAGGAGCCCGAAGCCUCCUCGACGUGCAACGUGAGCGUGGAGAGACUCCCCACCAAACUCGUGGCGCGCUGGGACAGCAACUUCGGCUUCCAGUGCGACGUGCUCAUGUACACCACCAACAACCACGGCAAGGCGUUCUUCUCCGCCGCCUUCAACCGCGCGAUCUCGCCGGUGUACAUCGAGCACCUGGGCAUCACGGGCGGCCAGCAGGAGUUCCGACUCUGCGUGGGAUGCGGGCUGUCCCGGUACCGGAGGUUCCGACGGGGCAGGUCCGAGGGUCCGCCGACGGGCGACUCCGUGCAUUUCUGCUGCGUGGAUUUCGCGCUGGACGAGCUGAAGGGGGACCGGAGCUGGAGGCUCAACCGCAAACCCAUCGAAUCCACUCUGGUGGCUUGUUUCAUGACUUUAGUCAUCAUUAUAUGGAGCGUCGCUGCCCUCAUAUGGCCAGUUCCCAUUAUCGCGGGAUUCCUGCCCAAUGGAAUGGAGCAGAGAAGGCCGAGGUAAUAGAAUAGAAAUUAGCACCUUAAUCUACAAGAAAGGAGUUCCUAAAUUAGUUGACUUAGUGGCAAAACAUAGCUACAUUUGCUUAAACUCUCGUGUUUGAAAUGGCUAACAUCUCCUGGAUGGACUGAGAUAUUUUACUACUAUUUGCUUUUUUAAAAUUGAUUGUAAUAGAAAUGCAUUCUAUGUGAUAUUCAGAUGUCAUUUCAAAUGUUUGUAAUGUUUUUAUCUUAAGAUUCCUGACUAAUGUCAAGUGUUUAUAGCGUUGGAAUUAAACAAUGGAGUGUGUCUCAGGAAAAAAACAACAACGCAAAGCUCUUUACAAUGUGUGUAAAUGCAUUUUACGGCUGUAGUUAGUUGGUAGGAUUACUACAAAAACACAGAUACACUUAAAAAUAGAGUUUCUUUAUUGGCAUUGAUAGUAAACAAAUAUUCUAUAGAUUCUAUAGGUCUAACAAAUAUUCUAUAGAUUAUUAUAAUUCUCUCUUCACACUGAGAAAAACUGUUUCUUUUGAGGAACCCAGUUUUUCUUUUGUCAAUGCAAAAAGGAGGGAAAAAAAACCUUUUGAAACUUUUAUUUUUACGAGUGUUGCACUUUCAAAAGUUUGAGGACAGAUUUCUUGUGUUUGUAUUUGUUUAUGUAAAUAAUAAUAAAGCGUAAGUGACAUUAAUGUUGGAAACGCAACUUUAGCUUGAGCGAUGAACCGUUUGUAAACAAUGAAGUGAACACAUUUGUAUAAGGUUUAUACUUUGUAGAUCUGUCAUAAUUGUUAUUUGUAGUAUCAAUAAAUUCAUAAAAUAUU
Messenger RNA from Pimephales promelas (fathead minnow), 1665 nucleotides. RefSeq names its product transmembrane protein 158 (gene tmem158). Lineage: Eukaryota; Metazoa; Chordata; Actinopteri; Cypriniformes; Leuciscidae. The record is from RefSeq and is a predicted model, not a curated record.